AUGGGUCGCAAUCACAAGAUCCGCACCCUUCGCUCACCCACUUGCGUCAACCUUCACUCGGGUUUGGACCCAGCAAAUAUCACGCUACCGGCCAACUUUACGUUUCACGCAGUCUCCAAACAAGACAUUUGGCAUCCACCCGAGGUUCCAGCGGGCGAAGAGUACGACUCCCCAACCUACUAUGUCCAGUACGGCCCGAUCCACAAGUUCAAGAGUGCUCAAGUCUCAAUUUGCGGCAUGUCCGGCACGAAACAAUACGACCAAGCCGGGUUGAUCUUCCUCGUCAACUCGCCCGGCCUCGAGGGCGAAAAGUAUGAUUCAUGGAUCAAGACCGGGGUCGAGAUUAUCGAUACGAAUGCGACGUCCAAGGUCAUGGCGGUUGCUACGCCCCCGGGAGGGUUCUCGGACUGGAACCUUGUUCCCAUGCCCAAGGGCGAGUUCGAGGGCAACACCAAGACUCUCAUGCGCCUAAUUACUUGGCCGUUUCAGAAGAAUUUCAACAAGUGGUUGGGAGUCGGAACCUAUGUGGCGAGGCACAAUUGGGCCCCAGGAGAACCCCCCUUCACGGGAGAGCCGAACUCGGCCAAGUUUGAAGGACUGAAAAUCGAUUGGAGUGAUUGGAAUGGUACCACUUCUCAAUAUACCGUUUGA
Molecule: messenger RNA, 651 nt
Organism: Rhizoctonia solani
Lineage: Eukaryota; Fungi; Basidiomycota; Agaricomycetes; Cantharellales; Ceratobasidiaceae
Exons: 3
Coding region: 1-651 (216 amino acids)
Source: RefSeq, a predicted model, not a curated record